AUGUUUAAAAAGAGAAAAAAUAGAGAAACUGAUAAAUUCGAAACUGUUGAAGUUCCAUAUUAUUCGAAAUACGACAAUGAAGAUGAAAAUGAAGAAGAAAAACCAAGUAUCUUAACGGCACCUCUUUUAGGAUCAAACACUUGCGUAUAUAAACUUCAUGGUUCUUUAUCACAGCAACAACGUGCAUCUACAUUACAAUCAUUUAUAAAAGAUAAAUCUGAAGGUAAAGAUUCAGCGAAACAUUCUAUAUUAUUCUGUACAGAUGUCGCCUCUCGUGGUUUGGAUUUACCAAACAUUUCCAGUGUUAUUGAGUACGAUCCACCUUUCAGUGUUGAAGAUCAUUUGCAUAGAAUUGGAAGAUCUGCAAGAGUUGGUAAUGAAGGUAGUGCUGUUUUAUUUUUGUUACCUGGGAAUGAAGAAGGUUAUGUUGAUGGUAAAAUCAAGGUGGUUCAUCCCAAGGAGGAUAACCUCAGAAUCAUCAGCUAUGAGGAUGUUUUGAAAGAAGGUUUUGCUGAACCUGAAGAAGAACAGGAAGAAAAAAAGGCAUCUGGUAAGGUAGACCCCAAGAAGAAAUUCGGUAAAUGGGAUAUUCAUGCUACCACAUGGCACUUGGAUGUUGAAAGAUGGUUAUUGGAAGAUAGCACUGCUCACGACCAGGCGGUACAAGCAUUUACUUCACAUAUUAGAGCAUAUGCUACUCAUUUAUCUACAGAAAGGAGUUUCUUUAAUGUAAAAUUAUUGCAUUUGGGUCAUUUGGCUAAAAGUUUUGGUUUAAGAGAAACCCCUAAGAAGCUCGGUAAAUCCGUAGGAAGCAAUACAGCAUUCCAAGAUGGAGCAAAUAGUAGUAAAAAAAUUAAGAAAGAAGAUCCAAGGAAAAAGAUGUUAAGAAUGGCAAAAAUGGCUCUUAAUUCAAAUAGUAGUGAAUUUAACUAUUAG
Messenger RNA from Debaryomyces fabryi, 936 nucleotides. RefSeq lists its product as uncharacterized. Bases 1 to 936 code for a protein of 311 amino acids. The transcript has a single exon. The record is from RefSeq and is a predicted model, not a curated record. Lineage: Eukaryota; Fungi; Ascomycota; Pichiomycetes; Serinales; Debaryomycetaceae. Gene Ontology annotation, biological process: ribosome biogenesis. Gene Ontology annotation, cellular component: nucleus.